GGUAAUCAAAAACCAGAAAAAGUCCGAGGAACUUUCAUGGCACAAGGAAUCCGAGGAGGCCUCCAACCCUGGCCUGAGGACUGCUAAGUUUCUGUGUUUGUGAUGACACCGGACCCAGUAAGGACAUGAGGAUGGACAAAGGGGACAGGAGAGGCAUGAAGAUGGACACUGGACACAGUGAGGACAUGAGGAUGGACAAAGGGGACAGGAGAGGCAUGAAGAUGGACACUGGACACAGUGAGGACAUGAGGAUGGACAAAGGGGACAGGAGAGGCAUGAAGAUGGGCACUGGACCCAGUGAGGACAUGAGGAUGGACAAAGGGGACAGGAGAGGCAUGAAGAUGGGCACUGGACCCAGUGAGGACAUGAGGAUGGACAAAGGGGACAGGAGAGGCAUGAAGAUGGGCACUGGACCCGGUGAGGACAUGAGGAUGUGCAAUGGACAUUGUAACGAUGUGAGGAUGGACACUGGGCAAAGUGAUUUGAGGAUGGAAAAUGGACAUGGUGCCAGUCUGAAGAUGGACAUUUGUCAUAGUGAGGACAUGAAGCUGGACGAUGGAGACAUACACAGGAUGGACUCAGUAAGGAUGAGAGGAAAUGGAUCUGGAACUUGAAGGAGUCAGAGAGUCGGUAGCUAAAAAGUUCGGGGAAAGGAGUACGUGCGAUAAAGUUGUGUCAGAGGGAGGAACUUCUCUGGUUCCCCCAUUCAGUAGCAUCUUUUUGGCACCCUGGGACGUGGCAUCAAGUACCCAACUUCUUCGCCAAGGAGCUGGUAUUUGGAGGUGACAUUUGACACAAAC
Chionomys nivalis (European snow vole) is the source of this 800-nucleotide messenger RNA. RefSeq names its product eukaryotic translation initiation factor 3 subunit A-like. Bases 126 to 614 code for a protein of 162 amino acids. The record is from RefSeq and is a predicted model, not a curated record. NCBI's taxonomy places the organism in Eukaryota, Metazoa, Chordata, Mammalia, Rodentia, Cricetidae. The transcript has 3 exons.